UCUCCUACAGGUACCUCUCCUACUCCAACCUGGAGCAGGGGAAGGUGCCUUCCCCCCCAUAUAUACAUAGCACAUUUUUGUAGACUGUUGAUCCCAAUUGUCAUACCUAAUUAAGCCUGGCAGGUAUGCUAUCAUUGUCCUCUCUGAUGGGGUCGAUGAAGCAGGGGCCAUCUAAGGAUCAUUUAGGGGAUGUUGGGGUCUUGCACCAUGUGAGUGUCUGCUUUUCUAAAAAGCCCCUGGGGUUGUGUCCCAGUGUUCAAAUGCUGGAUAUGGAAUUUGAGGGGAUGAGCCAAGAGACCCAAGAAGCUGUCUACACAACUUUCCAGCGGCCUGUCCUGACACGCCUGAACACCAGUGGGCUAACCUGCGUUCCAGAGGCCAACAGCAGCACAGCCUGGUUGGAUGCUAACCUGGGCCAAUUUAGCCAAUUUGCCAAAUAUGAGGACCUGGUUACUUUCAACACUGAGUUUGAUGGGCUCCAAGUCCUGGACCAGCUCACUUUGAGGCAGCUGGCUCAGCUUGCAGCCGCCAAAGGUGCCUUAAAUGAGACCAUGGUGGAGGAAUUUCCAAACAACUUCCCGCGUCAGGAGUCAUUAUUGAACAGGACCAAGGAGGUCAUUGAGAUUAGCCUUUCUUUACUGACCAAUGGCAGCGUUUCUGUGGCCACGUGGACAGAAGUACGAACAUUAUUCUAUUUCUAUUUCCUUCAAAGUAAACUCCUCCCUACAGAGAACACCAGCUGCCCAGCCUUUCAAACCAUUGUGAGCAAUGGUCCAAGUAUCCUGAAGGAUCGGGAAGAAGAGGUAUAUCAUCAUAUCUACUCCUACCUGACUGGUACCCAGUCCAGACCCCGGUGUUACAAUCUAAGUGAUCCCCUUGGCCAUGGCUGGUUCACAGCCUAUUUGGGGCAUUAUAUCCACCUGAGCAGUGUUGAUGACAUCCGUGACUUCUUGGACUAUGACCAGCAAUUGUUGCAGACGCUAGCCUCUCAACAGGACAGCCUCCAGCUGUUCAGUCAGCAGGACAUCCCCAGGAACCUGAUGUGGACACUCACCUCUGCUCUUCUGGCUGAGACCCCUAACAUCACCAUCUCUAAGCUCCCAGACAAGCUCCUCUGCUUCUCACCUGAGGCCCCUGCCCUCCAUUCCCUUGGAGAAGAGACCCUGUGGAAGGUUAUAAGGAAACUGAAUGACAAUUGUGGGCCUUCCCAUAGGACUGACACGGAUGCCUGGGCCCUGCGAGCCCCUUUGCCCCCUGCUCGCCAGUUGGCCACUCUGCUUGUGGGUCAGAUCCAGGCAUUUAACCAGAGCACCCUUAUUGCCCUGGGUCAGCAAGCAGUGGGCCUGACCAAGGGACAGAUCGCCAUGCUGUCUGAGGAGGACGUGGCCGCCUCGGUGGAGGCUCUUGGGAAAGUCAUUGGAUGGGACCAGGGCCAGGUGAACGAGCUGGUGUCCAAGCUUACACCUGAGCAGCUCCUGGUUGGCAAACUGGAGACGCUGGGAUCCCUGGUACCUGGCUUACCCACUGCUGUGUUCUGUGCCCUUUCCCCCGCAAAUGCCACUCACCUUGCCAGAGCUCCCACCUUCCUCCGUGGCCUCCAAGGUGCCCCCGCCUAUCUGAAGAGGGUCCUUACUGACAGGAUUGUCUUUCACGCGCUGCCCGUCACCAAAAUUGUGGAGAUUGUGCCCCCGGAGCUGGUGCCCCUGAUCCCCAGUUCCUUCCUGCUCUGGGACAAUCUCACUACAGCCAACCUGUCAGCCAUCACUGAGCAACCAUGGGAACCAGAACAGGCCUCAGGCUUCUUCCAGCAAGGGCUGGCCUCCAGCGUGGGCAGCCAAGUGGCCCGCCUUUCUGCCUCCAUCUUACAAGGUUUCCAGUGCCAGGAGGUCAGCCAACUACCCCGGGCUCAGUUUUCUUCCCUUGUUAGGGAAGUGCAGAAGCAGAAGGCCAUCUUAAAUGUCAGACAGCUGAGUUGUAUGGCAAACCUCCUGGCUCUCCAUAACUUGACAAAUGACUUUGCUGACUAUCCGCCGGAUCUGCUGCUCUUCUAUGACCUGAGGCACGUGGACAAAGCCAAAUGCCGGGAGUUCAUCAGCAGAGCCUCCCAGGGGAACCUUACCCUCCUGUCUGGACUGUCAGCUCAGAAGAAGGAGCUAUUGAACAUGUCCCUGACCUGUCUGGGAAAUCCUGGUACCAAUCUGAGCAAAGAGGACCUGAGCUCUUUGGGUGGCUUGGUCUGUGACAUGGAGCCGGCGGUCAUCCUGGAGUCAGACCCCCACAUCCUGGACAACCUGAAGCGCUGCUCCCAGCUGACAGCAGGACAGCGGGAUGCCCUCAAUGCUCUCCUUCGCAGCGGGGCCACAUGGCUGGGGGCUCCUGGAUCCUGGAAUCUUCACAGACUUUGGAGUCUUGGACCUCUGGCAUUUUACAUCAACUCCUCUCUGUGGAAGAUGGUGAAUGAGGAGGUGAGUAAGGAUUUCUUUCGGGAUGUAGUCACCAGAUACCAAGCAGGAAGCCUGCCAAGGAGCCUUGUCCAGAGCUUUGUGGAUUCCUUCCUUGCUCGGGACUUAGCAAUGUCACGAGCCAACCAGGAAAAAGGGAGAAGAUGCAUUCGUGGAAAUAUCACAGCACAGGUGAUCCAGGAUGAAUUGUUCAUGGUCCGUUAUAACUGCAAACAGCUCAAGUUUUGCUUGGGAAGCAAAGUCCUGAAAGCAAAUCUCAACCCACUGCUCCAGCACCCUCUGCCAAGGGAGUGCCAAAGUGUUGUCAAGGGGAAACUCAGUGAGAUCUAUCCGGGAGGUGUCCCUGAGAACCAACUGAAGCUGAUCGCCUCCUUGGUCUACUUGUAUUCCAAUGAUGAAAUCAGUCACUGGAACAUCACUUCCAGGGACACUGUGGUGUAUUUACUGGGCUCUGAUGUAGCCCUGGAGAACCAAACUCAGGCUGUCAUCAAGAAAUUCCUGGAGCUGAAUGGCACCAUGACAGGGGCCAUGUUGGUGGCCAUUGGGGGGUUCCGUCUCUGUUGGAUGAGCCCACGGCAGAUUGAGGCUAUACGACCCACGGAGUUGAGGUCGGCAGGGGCCCUGGACAUCUCCUCCUGUGCUCAAGAGAGGAAGGAUGACCUCUAUGAAAAAGCCAAAAAGGCCUUUUCUGGGUCCAAUGGCUCAACCACCUACUAUCACUAUAUUCGACCUUACCUUGGUGGUGCAUCUGUGGAAGACUUGAAGCACCUGGCUCGGGCCAAUAUUUCUAUGGACAUUGACACAUUCACACGUCUCAAUCCAGAGGUGCUGCAGAACCUGAGUCUUAGCAACGUGGCAAAAUUGCUUGGACGAAACGUAGCCGACCUUCGGAAGGCCCGGAGCAAUCCAGCUGUAAGCUCUUGGCUCCAAAGCCAAAACCAAUCGGCUCUGGAGGCCUUGGGGUUCGACCGGGCCCCGGAGCACCUGCACGCCAGCCCUGCCACCCCCGGGAAGCCCCCCUCAGCUUGGGUCACUGACAAGGGGCACAACUCUGCUUCCCUUGGUGGGCACACCACUCUAGCCACUACCUCUGGCUGCUGUGUCCUGGCACCUCUCCACCUCUUCAAUGCUUUUGGCUUCCCCAUGGCCUUUAUCUUAUCCUUGAAGCUCCUUUGAGACUCCUGGACAAGAAUUUUCUCCUUUUACCAACCACACCUUGAACUUCACUGCUCUCUUUGAAUCAAAAACUUCCCUUUCCCAAAACAUGGUCCCUCUAUAUACUCCCAAUAUAUAGACUCCAAAUGGACAAGGGUGCCAUGAGGCUGACUUUGGCCCUGGCCUUUGGGAGGCCCAACUACAUGCACUCAGAACCUUGGGACCCAUUGGAGAAGUGAUAACAGGACUGCAAAGGGACCAGCUCAGAGACUUCUGCCCUUCCCUUCCCACAGGAGCUAUCAUCACAGAUGCUCUUACCACCCCUGAACUUCAGCCAGAGAGAAUUUGGACUGAAGGCUGUUUGGGGGGGGGCAAUUCCAAGGGCUGGGCUCGUCACCUGAGCUGACUGGACUACCCUCAAAAGGAGGGCUCUCCACUGUCCAUAAGCUGAAGACACAAAAGGCAAUUUACCUGGGGCAGUCAUGUGCUUCUCAAGUUUUCUUAGGUUCCAAGAGGGCAUAAAUCCAGGCUGAACAUGCUUAGGAACCACUUGAAUGCCUUGGAUACUCAGGUCUCCCUUAAUAAGUCACUGCACCCUGGCCAAGAACUGUGGUUCUCUAGGGAAAGCUCAAGUUUUGUUAUCUUUAUGUUCUGAUUUUAAUAAAUGUGAGGUUCUCCUCAAACUUGU
Molecule: messenger RNA, 4305 nt
Organism: Sarcophilus harrisii (Tasmanian devil)
Lineage: Eukaryota; Metazoa; Chordata; Mammalia; Dasyuromorphia; Dasyuridae
Product: mesothelin-like protein
Exons: 25
Coding region: 126-3638 (1170 amino acids)
Biological process (GO): cell-matrix adhesion
Cellular component (GO): cell surface
Source: RefSeq, a predicted model, not a curated record